Lotus japonicus is the source of this 2306-nucleotide messenger RNA. RefSeq lists its product as uncharacterized. Lineage: Eukaryota; Viridiplantae; Streptophyta; Magnoliopsida; Fabales; Fabaceae. Bases 29 to 2002 code for a protein of 657 amino acids. The transcript is spliced from 12 exons. The record is from RefSeq and is a predicted model, not a curated record.
CCAACGAAUAACACACCUUUUACUCUGGAUGAAUUUCUCUAGAAUAUUCGAGAUCGCGUGUGUUGAUGCGUCAGCACACACGUUUAUUUCAUUUUCCAGUUCCAUCUCAUAUUAUCUCAACGACCUUGCUUCAAUUUCCCCAUUCAUUCAAUCUUUCAGAUCAAAUAUGCAGCCAGAAUCAAGCCUGCUCGACAUCUCUGUUACGUGGAGAGGAAAGAAGUUUGUUGUGCAGACGAAUGCAGGCGCCUCUGUGAAGGAUCUUGGACAUGAAUUGCAAAAAUUAACAAAUAUUAAAGAAGAUACCAUGCGGUUCAUUGUUCCAAAGAUUUCUGGAAGAACGUCAAAACUGCUGGCUCCCUUUUCAACAGAGCAUGCACUUUUAAGUUUGCAGGAAACUUUCAUUGCUGAGGCCAGGUCAAUUAUAAUGAUGGGUGUGUCAACAAAUGAGGUUGAAGAAGUUCUUCAAAAUGCAAAAGCAAAUUUAAGAAUAGCUGGAUUUGAGGAUGAGGAAAAGAGACUAAAACAGCGAAUUUCACAUGGAUCUCGUCUUUCAUUGAAACUUCCUCAAGGGCCUUAUAUAUUUCGUGAAUUUCGCACACUUGAACUUCCAGGAGUAGAGCUGAAUCCUCCUCCUUCUGAGGCACUGAAAAGAAUGCACCUGCUUGCUGCAGAUCCGGGGAUCGUUGCUAUCAUGAACAAGCAUCGUUGGUCUGUAGGGAUUAUGACUGAGUUGCCUCCCAUUGGUUAUGUUGGUGUGAGCCCAAAAUGCCUUCUUGGUUUUAACAAGAAUCAAGGGGAGGAAAUAUCAUUGCGUCUUCGAACAGAUGACCUCAAAGGUUUUAGGAAAUAUCAAAGCAUCAAGAAAACUCUACUGCAUGAACUUGCUCACAUGGUACACUCUGCACAUGAUGCAAACUUUUAUGCUCUGGAUAAGCAGUUAAAUGAAGAAGCUGCUAGUUUAGAUUGGACUAGAUCUACAGGCCACACUUUGGGUGGAGUAAGGAUUUCUGAUAUCUAUGAUGAUGAUUUCAUACCUAAAAGUAGCAAUGUUCCUCAGAAGCUUGGAGGUAACAGGACAGAUCAGCUAAGUGCUCGUGAAUCUUCAGUUGCUGCUGCUUACCAUCGGGUGGCUAAUGUUUCUUCUGACAAGUCGGGAGAAUCUGAAGUAAAUCAAGAGCUGGAUCUUGAUUAUUCUGGUUUUAAUAUGAAUGAAGAACCUGAUUAUUUGAAAUCUGCCUCCAAAGAUAUCGACAUGCCCAUCAUUGUUGAGAAAGGACUUAAUGAGCCUGACCCUGAUGAUCAUAUUAUCAAAGGAAUGGAACAUGAGCCUGACCCAGAUGAUUCUUGUCACGGUAAAGCUGUUGUUUUUGCUGUUUGUUCGGGAAUUACUGAUAGUAGAACUGUAUUUGAACCAAAACCUAUUGAUUUUUGUGAAGCAGUGCAUUCUCAAAAAAGUGCCGUGAAUUCAGCUGCAAUAUACGCAUCUAAAGAUCCUGAUCCAAACAAUUCAGAGACGUCAUUGAAGUCUAUUGUUCCAGCUGCAGAAAUAAAUGUGAUGGUAGAACCAGAUCCUGAUAAUCUUGUUCCCACUCCAAAAUUAUCUACACCGCAGUCUGAUGAGCCAGAUCCUGAUGACGAAGAACUCCAGAGGAUCAAUGGCACUAUGACUGCUGUUUGUAAUCGUUUGUUGAAGGCCCUGGAAGUGCUGAAAAGUGAAGUUAGUCCUAUGCAAACUGCUUCAAUUCUCCAAACUCUCUUAAAAGUUAUUAGGAAUGUGAUUGAAUACCCUGAGCUGGAAAAGUACAAGAGAUUGCGGAAGACUAAUCCAGUCAUUGAGAGGGAUAUUGUAAAUAAUAAAGCUGCCUUGGAAUUUCUCACGGUGGUCGGCUUCAGCGAAGAUGUUAUAUUUGACAAUCUUGGGAAGGCAGAAGCAUACUUGGUGCUGAAGCGGAAUGAUCCUGGCUUAUUGUGGCUAGCUAAGUCCACCCUUGAAUCAAGCUGAACUUGGUAGCUCCGAAAACAGUUCUGAAAGACAAAGCAAUAUUAUAUGUGGAAGUAUACUGUAUAUAGAUGUCCAUUGUAUGUGUAUGCGUUGAGGAAAGAACAUUUUGUAUUGUCAUUUACGUGCCAAAUAGGUGGUAUUCAACAUAGAAAUAUUUUUGGGGAAGCAAAAGGACUACAUCUGAUGUGGAAAUAUAACAGUUGCUCAUUGUACAAUGCUAGAUGUCAUUCUCUUGUCUUUUGGUGAUUGUGAAUAAACUAGUUAAUAAAUAACACAUGAACUGCUUUAGUGCCUGUUAUGUUAA